CUCAAAUGUCAUAGUGUUACUUCUAUGCUUGUCAUUGUUCUGAGGAUACAACACUAACUACUAUUCGACUGACGGAUAAAACGUCAUUUUUCAAUUUGCGAAGUGCGUAUUACGAUUCGAAUUUAGAUUUUUACAUCGGUUUCGAGUUGAUAUUUUGGAUUUUAUUAAAAGUUAUACUUACACAGGUUACAUUGAAUCAUGGAGGGUAAAACAGAGCUGCAAAAAAAUGCGAUCCAAGAAGCCCGUCGCAAAGAGUUGGAGAGUUACCAAAGAGCGUUGGAUACAGAAUGGCUGGACAGCAGGAUGGAUGAUGGCAGGAUGGGGCGCUGCAUUGCGCUGAUCCAACGUGAGUCGGAAAUGGAAAAAGAGUUCCUUGAGAGGACUGAUCAUGCUGCUAUAGUCAAUGCAAGGGCGGAAAAAGAAACAAAACUCGGUUUGGAAGUAGCCAAAGUAAGAAGAGAAGAGAUGUGCGAGCUUCUUAGAAGACAUUACUUGAGAGAAAGAGACCCGAGUUUAAGGGAACUGAUGAAAAAGCUAGGAGCCGGUUAUGUCUGCCGUGAUCUGAAGCAGCAGAUUCUUCAUAAUGAGUAUAGAAAGCUGCAGGAGAAAGCUGAAGAAAACUACGCAAACGCAGUGCUCCAAAAAGCGUUAUACAGUGACAAAGAGGCAUUGGAAAAGGAAGAGAAAGAGAAGAUAGACCGCAGCGCUCAGUAUUGCAAGGAACUGCAGCAGCAACUGGUCAGCAGGCAGCAACAACGCCAGUGUGAGUACGAGGACACACUCAUUGAGAAGAAGAUGCUGGAAGAGGUUAGCAGGACCAUGGCUGAUGAGGACCAGAGGGAGCUUCAAAAGAAGCGGGUGGAGACAGAGAAGUUGCGGCAAGAGAUGGUGACGUCGGUGCAGGCGCGCCAGGACUGGAAGGACAAGCAGAAGGAGAUGAUCGUCAUCGAGGAGCGGCAGAUUGAGCAGCAGAGGCAGGCCGCUUCCGAUAGGAGCUCCUCUGUCAUUGCCGAGAGGGAGCGAAAGAUGCAAAUGAAAGAAGAGUUCCACCAGAAGAUUGGUGCCAAGAACCUGUUUGACGAGGAGGCACGAAUGGAAAGAGAGAACAUCAUACAGCUGCUCCAAGAGCAAGAGUAUUUAGAAAAGAAUACUCAAGACGAUAUAACGGAGCAGGAGAAGGCAAUAAGAAUCAAGAAAGAGAUGAUGGAAGCACUUACCAACCAGAUGGAGAGCAAGAAACGGGAGGUGCUCAAACAGAAGGAGGUGGAGGCAGAGUUUAGGAAACAGACUGAAGCAAUAAUAGCAGCAGACGAUGAAAAAGAGCGUGAGAAAGCGAUACAGAUGAAAGAGAAAGGACGCGAGUACUCGCAGCAGCUCCGGCAGCAGAUAGAGGACAACGCGCGGCGUCGCCACACGCAGGGACAGCUGGAGCAGGCGCGUGUGCAACACGUGUGGGACCGCGACACGGACUGGCGUUCGGAAGUAGCUGAAGAACGAAGCAAGAUCGUGUCGGAACAUGCUCCUAAGGUCCUGGGAUCUCUUCAGGCCGGGACCCUCGCUCACUCGGACCUCCCCGCUCUCAGAGAGGGGGCCAGCAAGAGCCCGGAGCUGGGACAAUUGGACAUCGACGCCGUGGCGCGGAGCAGUGGAGUGCAGCGAAAACCCAAAUGCAAUGACCAGUGCAGGAUUAUUAGGGAGUAUUAAAUACAAAAAGGGAAGAUAUUUGUAAUUUCCUCGAAGUUUUAAAAAUGAGCACAGCUUUAUGGUAAUAUUUUAGUUCUAUACCGUCUAUGAAUUAUGUAUUUAUUUUUUAUAUGUGAGGGUAAUUUGAACUGUACGCAACAUCGGGUUCGGAGGACCGAAAUCAAAGAAAACAAUAAAAAAAAACAAAAAAAAAUUCAAGCUUUUUCAAAGACGCAAAUGCGGUUAUAAUAAGUCAGUUAUUAUUAGUGUAUGGGCAUCGAUAUAUGCACUAGAUUUGGCGUUCCGAAUACUGAUUGUGUUCAACUAAAGUGUACUGCAAUCCGGUUUCGGUCGCCAUUUUACUUAUAUACUCUAUUUAAAGCGCUUUAGCACUGCAUGCUUAAAAAGUCUGGUUAGACGACGAUUGAUGUUAUAGCGCUGCAGCGAACUUUAGUUCGAACGCGAUAUUUUGAACAAAUAGUUUAUAUGGACGUUCGUGUCUAUCAGCACCAUAUCUGUCAAUGUGUACGGUAUUUUUUCUGCACUAUUAGUUAUUUUAUAAUGAUAAAGAAUGAGAAAAGGCAAUCGCGAUGCAAUUCAUUCCAUUUUAAAAUGUAUCAAAACAAAAGAAUAAUAUUAGAGAAAAAUAUAUGUCUGUUUAGAAGAUUCCAAGGAAAAGAAUAUAAUCAAAUAUUAUUAUGUGAUAAAAUAACAUUAAUAAAGAUCUGAAUAUAUAACAAAUAAUAACCUAGGUUACCAAUUUAACAUUCGACAAUGCUAACAUAAAUAAUGAAAACAAAAGCAUGCAUUUAAAAUAUUUAACACUUGAGGUGUAAAAAUUAAAUAUAGAUGUUAUGUAGAAAAUUAGAGAUUUAUUAAAUUGUGUUUGUUACUUGUAUAAUUUAUUGUGAAAACAGUAUUAUUUUUGUAAAAAUAUGCCAGAACUGUAAACGUUUAAAAUUUAUAAGUGGAUAAUAUGAAGUGGCAACUGUUAGUACAUACCAGCUAAGAAUGGAUACUUGUACGCGCAAUACGCUUGCAUACGAGUUUAGGGAAGCAAGAUCUCACGAUACAGGGUGAUUUAUCAAGUGGCCGCGGAUGGUGAAAUCCGAAAUUAUGACGAAUAGCGAAAAAUGCUUAAAGGAAUCUGGAGACCGAUUUUGGUAGAAACUAAAACUGCAUUGGAUUUUUGAAAAAUCUAUUGAUAAGGCUAUUAGUCUUAGCCAGGAAUUGAACCCGUUGGUUUUGACAAAAAAAAAAAACAGCAAUAUCAUUUCAUUAUACGAUAGUGUCGUUAAUAAAGAUCAAAUGCUGAAAAGCAUUGACAUGCGGCAAUGUAAAGGAAAGGGCUGAUUUAUUUCAAUUUUUUAAAUAUAUAGCUGCAAACACCUGGCAAAGGUUGGGACCCGGUUGAAUUAUCUAGCGUUUUUAUUUUUCAACUCUAAAUAUAAAAUUUUAUGAUAUUAAUAUUUCAAAAAGUCUCAAGAAAAUGAGUUGAAUAAAAAAAAAUACUUUUUUAAAAAUUUACGCGAUUCUUAACACCUUAUGCCCUUCAGCUUGGUGUGCAUUAUUGUAUUCAGGUAAAAUUAAAGAAAGAUUUUAAAAAUGUAUUACAUUGCCUUAAAUAUCUUCGCCCGAAUUGGCUAUCGGCUCUCCAUCUGCAGUACUUGUUAUUUACGCGUAGUGCAUGCAAACGUCCCAAUUGGGACAAUUUUAAAUCUUCAUGUUACGCGUGCUAUUAGUGUAUUUACCUGUUUAUUAUAAAUCAUUAAUAUUAGGCAUGUAUUUGAUAUAUUUUGCGCGGAAAUAAAAACGCUUCGUGCAGUCUAAUGAUAUGAAAAAAAGACAAGUUAAAACUGAUUUUUGUUAUUGCAAAGAGGCUCAUUGUUCCUAUCACAGUAAUUUAUAUUUGUAAAUCCAUGAGACGUCAUUUAAUGCCUUUGGUUUAUUUAAAAGAAGUCGAAAUUAUUAAAUUAGUAUUAACCAUAAUAUAUAUUACAUCAGUGUUACCAUAAUAUUUCAAUUUAAACAUAGAUUUAUGAUAUUAAGUUAGUAAAUUAUACAGAGUCAUUCUGACAAUGCGUUACUAAAUGAAACCACAUACUUAUCUACUUGGAAAUAACACUUUACAAUUAGUUACUUGAGCCGUAGAUGUGUAAUAGAAAAGUGUAAGUUUCGAAUAAAAAACAUAUUAUUAAAAAGUAUUUUUGGCACAAUGUCAGCAAAGGUGAAGAUGAAUAUGUGGUUUCAUGUAGUAAAGCAAUGUCAAAAUGACCAUGUAUACAGGAAUAAUUUUGAUGUCUGUCCACGAUCUAACCUCAUAAUAAUUCAAUUAAACAUGUUACAUUUGAUAAUUAAUAAUUAAAUCACAAAGUUACCCUAUUCUCGCUUAUUAAUAAAAUAUUUUUGCUUAAAAA
Manduca sexta (tobacco hornworm) is the source of this 4100-nucleotide messenger RNA. RefSeq names its product golgin subfamily A member 6-like protein 1. Lineage: Eukaryota; Metazoa; Arthropoda; Insecta; Lepidoptera; Sphingidae. The record is from RefSeq and is a predicted model, not a curated record. The transcript is spliced from 9 exons. The coding region runs from base 199 to 1704 and encodes 501 amino acids. Gene Ontology annotation, cellular component: motile cilium. Gene Ontology annotation, biological process: cilium organization.